This is a messenger RNA of Peronospora farinosa, 1620 nucleotides long. Lineage: Eukaryota; Oomycota; Peronosporomycetes; Peronosporales; Peronosporaceae. The record is from the annotation of a GenBank genome assembly.
AUGACAGACCAAGAGCUAGCAGUGACCCGCAUGAACCUCUACCUAAAUGCUGAACGUCAACUACUCGCUCGUACUUCUCAAAAGCGCUGUAUACCUGUAACCAUUGUCACUGGUUUCCUCGGUGCCGGCAAGACGUCGUUACUCCAGCAUAUUCUACAGCACAAAUUGAACCUUCGCGUAGCUUGUGCCGUAAGUGACUUGGCUGUUAUCAAUAUAGACGCAUUACUGGUGGCCAAUCAAUUUAACGGCAAUCACAAUAAACUCUUUAAGCUUCGAGCCGACGCUAACACUAGUUUACAUGCAUUCAAAGACGUUGUGUGGCAAGUUCUCAAUGAAGAUGAUGAUGCAGCAGCUGUAAAUCAUGUGGACUACCUCGUGAUAGAGACCAGUGGGACGAUGGAUCCAACGCAGUUGGUGGCAAUAGUACAGGAGAAAUUUGGCAAAAUGACGCGCGCACGUCUGGAUUCGGUAGUGACUGUAGUGGAUGGAGAUGCAAUGGCUCAAGAUGCUGCUAACGACGUUGAGCCAUGCGCCGUGGCUGUUCGACAGCUGCAGUGUGCGGACGUGGUCCUGCUAAACAAAGUGGACUUGCUGGAUGAGGACAAGCUCAAAGCUGCUCGAGAGGUUAUUGUUCACUAUGCUCCCAGUGCCCGAAUCUACGAGACAGACCAUGGUCGGGUGUACUUGCCACAUGUGCUCGAUAUCGCGCCGCCGGAUGAUGCAUUCAAUGGAGGCAUGAGCCAUGAAAAGGUGCAAGGUCAAUGGAACACGGGGCUGAGUCUGUUGAAUGGUGCCUUAAUGCCUGCGCCAAGUCGUCUACGAGUAAAGCGAGAAUCAGUAGCGGAGUCAAGUGGUAAUGUGGCACCUUCGCAGGCGUUUGAGUCGGUGGCAUUUGAGCGCAUUACACCGAUUCCACUAGCUGCAGUGCAUCAGUGGAUUCAGUAUCAUCUUCCUAAAGGGACAUUGCGUGCUAAGGGAGUCAUGUACAUUGCCGAGCUGCCAAAAUACCGCUUCGUGGUGCAGCUGAGCGGCAAGCGGCGACUAGAGGUUAAAAAUACUGGUGUUUGGCAAUCAACACCAAAAACGCAAUUCGUCGUGAUCGGUUUCAGCGGCAGCAGCAACAGUGUCGGAGAGUGCUUUGAUAAAGACAAAGCUCUCGAUAGCCUUCAAGUUUGCUUGUCAAGAUCGACGGACCAGCUGAAACGAGAAGAUAAAUCGACUUGUGCUGAAAUUGUAGCAAAGCUCGAAGCGAAUGAGCUCUUCGAAACACUGGCAUGCUCUAAGCAAGCUACGGUGGUAGCAUUUCGUCUGGUGUGUCCUGCGUCGACAUUGAACGAGACGAUGUUUCGCCAUCACCAUCAUGUGGACGCGAAUGAGUUAACCAAGCAACUGGUCCGAGACGUGAAUGCCUCAGGGGGUGGCUCUCUGCUGCUUUAUGCCUCUAAUUUGAGCCCAAACGACAUUGACGAACAGCAAGUGUACGCUGUUGCAUCCACCGUUGGCGCUGCGUCAGUUUUGAGCAUGUGGAAAGAGCUCAAUACCUCUGCAGAGCUGAUCAUUAACGAGCCACGCGAAGGUUCAAUUUGUGUGAUGGCGCUUCUGAGAAGUACGAGCAAGUAG